AUGUUCCGAUUAUUUAAAUCAGACUUUUUCAACUUCGAGACACUGCGUCUCCUGAGCUUUACUCCGUAUGAAGGCGGAGAAAUCGCCGAGAUUCUCGAAGCAAUCGGGGAGAUCAAAGACAACGACGUCGAAAGCUGGUACUCGGCCUGGAUGAAAGCCGGCACAAAGGCAGAAGCAGUGGCCGAGCAGGCAGAAUUGGCUGGCAAUCGCAAUGCGGCAAGACGGGCCUACUUCAGCGCAUCCAACUAUCAGCGGGCUGCCCAGUUCAUGCUCAACGGCCGAAACCCGAACAAGGACUCCCGCAUUUUGUCGGCGUCAGAGACCGCGAUAUCCAAUUUUAGAAGGGCUACUCUGUUAAUGGAUGCAAAGGUCCAAUGCUUGGAAAUCCCGUACGAGAAAGGAGUCAACCUUCCAGCAUACCUUUAUCUUCCCCAUCCUUCUAAGCAACUUCCGGGAAAGAUGCCAUUUAUUCUAAACACUGUCGGCGGUGAUGCUACUCAGGAAGAAAUUUUCAACAUUUUCCCUCGCGACGCGCUCGAGCUCGGGUAUGCAGUGCUUACUUUCGAGGGUCCCGGCCAGGGCAUUGUCUUGCGGCGUGACCAACUGCCAAUGCGUCCAGACUGGGAGUUCGUCAUCUCUGCAGUGCUCGAUUUCGCUUUCGAAUUUGCCAAAGAUCAUCCGGAGCUGCAGCUGGAUAUGGAUAGGCUGGCCAUCUCCGGGUCAUCUGUCGGUGGAUACCUAUCUCUCCGUGGCGCUUUGGAUCCUCGCGUCAAAGCUUGCAUUGCAGUAGAUCCGUUCUACUGCAUGUGGGACUUGGUUAAAGGCCGCAUGCCCGACUUUUUCAUCAAUACCUUCGAGGCAGGCGGCUUCGCCUCAGACGAGGCAUGGGACUACCUGGUCGACUUCCUUAGUUGGGUGAAUGUCCAGACACGGUGGGAGUUCAACCACUUGCGAUGGAUGCUGGGAGUCCAAUCAGCCGCGGACGUAUUUCGCAAGAUGCAAGAGUUCACUUUCAGUCGCGAGGACGGUGUGGACGUGCUGCAUUCGGUCCACUGUCCAGUCAUGGUCACGGGAGCGGGGUAUUCCAUGUAUGCCAAACCGGAAAUCAGCACAACCCGCAUAUACAAUUGCUUGAGUCACUUGGACGAGAACCAGAGACUCCAGUGGAUUGCGACAGAGCCUGGAGACGGCGGCCUGCAAUCGAAGGUGGGGGCUUUCGGUGCCUUGACACGACGGAGCUUUGAGUGGCUGGACAAAUUGCUUGAAAUUGACCGCAAGAUUCCGUUGAAUUUUUAG
This is a messenger RNA of Aplosporella prunicola CBS 121167, 1296 nucleotides long. RefSeq lists its product as uncharacterized. Bases 1 to 1296 code for a protein of 431 amino acids. NCBI's taxonomy places the organism in Eukaryota, Fungi, Ascomycota, Dothideomycetes, Botryosphaeriales, Aplosporellaceae. The record is from RefSeq and is a predicted model, not a curated record. The transcript has a single exon.